Molecule: messenger RNA, 2086 nt
Organism: Nomia melanderi (Alkali bee)
Lineage: Eukaryota; Metazoa; Arthropoda; Insecta; Hymenoptera; Halictidae
Gene: Hlc
Product: putative ATP-dependent RNA helicase DDX56
Cellular component (GO): cytosol
Molecular function (GO): ATP binding; nucleic acid binding; RNA helicase activity
Source: RefSeq, a predicted model, not a curated record
GUUAGAUGACGCUACUAUAAUAUUAAACCGUAAAUUUUGUUAAUAAAUCAAAUAUCUAAUAACAAUGAAAAUAACAGUUGUUAUUGAAUAAUAUUAGUGUUAGACGCAUCAGUUAAUAAUUUAACGUAAACGAAACAUACCUGUAAUUCCAUUAUAUUAGAAUUUCUGCCCUUGUACAAUCGUACAUUAGUGAAUGAAAAUAAACAACGUGAUCUCCGGUUGAGAAAUUGACACGUAUUGUUAAAUUUUGAUUAACAUGACGUCGAACGAAAUGGAAGUAGACGAAGAAAAUGAAACAAAACCAUUGAACUUUCAUGAGUUAGAAUUGGACGAUAGGAUACUAAAGGCUGUUGCAAAAUUAGGUUGGUUAGAACCUACAUUGAUACAAGAGAAAGCAAUACCAUUAAUGUUAGAGGGGAAAGAUAUUUUGAUAAGAGCCCGUACAGGAUCAGGCAAAACAGCUGCAUUCGCUAUUCCCCUUAUCCAAAAGAUUUUAAUGAACAAACGAACGCAGAAAAAACAAGAGAUUAAAGGUCUUAUUAUAGCACCUAGUAAGGAAUUAUGCAAACAAAUAAAUGAUGUGGUGGUCAGCUUAACUAUAAAAUGUAGUAGAGAAGUGAGAGCAGUUGAUGUCAGCCCACAAGUGGAUUUAAGUGCACAGAAAACAUUGUUAGCUGAAAAACCUGAUAUUGUUGUUGGUACCCCUAGUAGACUGUUGCAACAUUUAAAAGCAAAUAAUAUGAAAUUGAAACAUACUUUGGAGACAUUAGUAAUUGAUGAAGCUGAUCUGAUAUUUUCAUUUGGAUAUGAAGAUGAAAUAAAAAAUUUGUUAAAUUAUUUACCCACUGUAUACCAAGCAGCUUUAGCCUCUGCAACUUUAUCCGAAGAUGUUAUAACUCUCAAAAAACUAGUUCUUCAUAAUCCAGCUACUCUAAAACUAGAGGAACCUCCAUUAGCUCCAUUGUCUCAGUUAUCACAUUAUAGCCUUGCUGCAGAAGAAGAGGAUAAGGCUGCCAUUUUAUAUGCUCUAUUAAAGUUGAAAUUAAUUAGAGGAAAGACUAUUAUCUUUGUGAAUACAGUAGAUCGUUGUUAUAAGUUAAAAUUAUUCUUGGAACAGUUUGGUAUACCUACUUGCGUUUUGAAUUCCGAAUUACCGGCAGUUUCACGAUGUAGAGCAGUUACCCAAUUCAAUUCCGGAACAUACGAUAUUAUCAUAGCAUCAGAUGAAAAAUCUUUGGAAGAACCUCACAUAGUAAAAGUUAAAAAAGGAAAACGAAAAAAGGACAAGGAAUCUGGUGUUGCACGUGGUAUAGAUUUUCAAUUUGUGUCUAAUGUAAUUAAUUUCGACUUUCCUUUGGAUGUAAACUCUUACAUUCAUAGAGCUGGGCGUACUGCCCGAGGAAAGAAUCAAGGGACAGCUUUGAGUUUCGUAUCAAUAAGAGAAAGGACUCUUCUUAAUCAACUUGAAGAAGAAUUAAAACCUUUUUAUAAUCGCGAUACACUGUUUAAAACAUAUCAAUUCAAACUGGAGGAAGUAGAAGGUUUCAGGUAUCGAGCGAAAGAUGCUUGGAAAGCUGUAACGAGAAUAGCUGUUCGUGAAGCCCGUUUAAAAGAAAUAAAACAGGAAGUUUUAAAUUGUGAGAAAUUGAAAAGCUAUUUUGAAGAUAAUCCAAGAGAUUUACAAUCCUUGAGGCAAGAUAAAGCACUGCAUACUGUAAAAUUACAACCACAUUUAAAAGAUGUACCUGACUAUAUAGUUCCACCAGCUUUAAAAAGACUAGUAGGCAUUGGUAAAAGAAGAAGGUUUAAUAGAGAAGCUGCAGCAUCAAGGUCUACCGCUACACGAUCAAAAUACCAAGCUCGAGCAUCGAAUCCACUAAUUAGUUUGCAAAUACGAAAAUAAAAGAAUAAUUUGAUAACAGCGAUAUACUUUUUUAAAACGUGUUUAUUUGUUUUUCUUCAAUAUAAAUAACAUUCUAUUAAAAUGUGUAACUUUAUAGUUUUAUAUUGUACAAAAAUGUAGGUGAAAAAUUACAUGCUAUCCAAGUAUUUGUUUUUAACAUAUAAUAUAAGAGUAUCGCAAUUA